This is a messenger RNA of Aspergillus melleus, 594 nucleotides long. RefSeq lists its product as uncharacterized. The record is from RefSeq and is a predicted model, not a curated record. NCBI's taxonomy places the organism in Eukaryota, Fungi, Ascomycota, Eurotiomycetes, Eurotiales, Aspergillaceae. The transcript has a single exon. Bases 1 to 594 code for a protein of 197 amino acids.
AUGUCCUCAUCACCUACCCCCCCACCAACCGAACUCCCCCCAAACCCAACAACCCAACGCACGCUCCCCAUCCUAACCAACCACUGCCGAUUCUGCAACCACCUCCUCCUCGCAACAACACAGACCGUAUCCGCUCUGGCACGACGAAAAGAGCCCGCGCGAGACGGCGCCCUGAUCCUCCCGUUACCGUCCCCGCGCGCGCAAAGCAAUGAUACAGAGCCAUCGGACGAGAAAGGGCAGGAAGGUCAAGGGAGCGGGUCCGGCAAGCCGGUUCAACAACAAUAUUCGAUUCUUCUAUCAACGGCGGUGCCGGAUCGGAGGGCGACGAUGGUGCGACGGGAGGAUGGGUUCGAGAAGAGGUGGUUUCUACGGUGUGGGCGGUGUCGUGUGGUGGUGGGGUACUUCUUGGAUGCGGUGCAUUUUCCAAAUGUGACUGCUGCUGGGAAAGAACCGGAUGGGGAGGAUGAGGAUGUGGAGGCGGAGAGAGCCAAGGUGGUUUAUCUAUUGCCCGGGGCCUUGGUCGAGACGGACGAUAUGGGCGAUCCCGAGAAGAUGAAAGCAAUCGAUCGAGAGUGGGCGGGCUGGUUGCCCUAA